AUGAGAAGAGAAAAGGACCCAAAGGAGAGUAAAAAGACACGGGCAGCUGUUGUCAGCGUGCUAAGUGGGCUAAAGGGAGCAUUCAUUGUGCGUGUUUUCUGUCGAAUCGAUUCGACUCACGUCCUUGGAAUGAAAUGUGCCGCGAAAAACGUUAAUAGGCACUAUACCGUUCAAAGUGUCUCUUCCUUUCCUUCUUUUCCGAUUUCCCCUAUUUCCAUUUCUGUCUCCCUCCUUUCUGUCUGUCUGUCUGUCUGUCUCUCUCUCUCUCUCUCUCUUUCUAGCAUUCCUUCCUUUUCUCUGCACCUCCCUCGACUUCCUUUCAUUCUCCUACUACUCCAUCUUUCUCUUUCUCCUUCAGUUUCUCUCUCCUUUUUCCAUAUAUCUUUCUCCAUCCGUCCUUUCUUCUUUUUCUCUCCCAUUCCAUUUCUCUCCCCUUUUUUCUACCUCGUCUCUUCCCGUCACCCCCUCUCUCUCUCCUUCCAUUUCUCUCUCCGUUCUUCUCCUCACCCUAUCCUUUCACCCACUUUCUCUCUCACAUUUCCCCGUCAGUUCUCCUUCCUUAUUUCUCUCUCUCUCUCUCUCUCUCUCUCUUCUUACAUUUCUCCUAAAAUUCUUUCUUUCGCUCUCUUAUUUCUUCUUUCGCUCUCUUAUUCCUUCUUUCGCUCUUCUGGCUUCUUCUAUGCCACUUUCUCUCUUCACCUCCUCACUAGUAAUAUUUAUAUCUAUUUAUCUCUCUUAUCUACCGCCCCUCUAUCUAGCUCUUCCUCUCUAUAUUGCGACCACUUUCGACUCAGGGAAGCAAUUUAG
This is a messenger RNA of Acanthosepion pharaonis, 807 nucleotides long. NCBI's taxonomy places the organism in Eukaryota, Metazoa, Mollusca, Cephalopoda, Sepiida, Sepiidae. The record is from the annotation of a GenBank genome assembly.